Siniperca chuatsi (mandarin fish) is the source of this 3938-nucleotide messenger RNA. RefSeq names its product insulin-like growth factor binding protein 5a (gene igfbp5a). Gene Ontology annotation, cellular component: extracellular region. Gene Ontology annotation, molecular function: insulin-like growth factor II binding; fibronectin binding; insulin-like growth factor I binding. Lineage: Eukaryota; Metazoa; Chordata; Actinopteri; Centrarchiformes; Sinipercidae. Gene Ontology annotation, biological process: regulation of insulin-like growth factor receptor signaling pathway. The record is from RefSeq and is a predicted model, not a curated record. The coding region runs from base 548 to 1348 and encodes 266 amino acids. The transcript has 4 exons.
AGGCAUGCCAGCACCCGCCCUGUGAAAUCAGCAUCGCAGCGCACGGAGUUGACAAGUGCGCCUCCCCCUCCAAACGUUGUUUGACAUACCCAUCGUUAUAGGCUUCGCCUCUGGCAGUUUCUUUUUUUAAAGGCAAGCUCAAAGCCACAGAUUAUACAUGUUGCUCACAAACCGGUAAAAUAACCUACAGAGAGAGCGACAGCGGGAAUCAGGCUCUUUCCUUCUCAUUUGGAGACGAACAGCUUGCGCGUAAACGGCACCGGACAUCACUAAAGGGAGAGUGUGUCUGGAUAUUUUCUUUUUUUUUUUUAAUUUAUUGGUGACAGCAAGGUUGACGAACAGCCGAGGGGGGAUAGAGUGACUGUCUUUGUGGAUUGCGAGCAUCCCUUGCACAUUUGGGACUUGAACGCGCAAGGCACCUGUGGAUGCAACACCCCCCUGAUGUUUGGACUCAAACCUUUUACAAAGAAAGGAUUCACCACAAGAUAUAGUUGAUAAUCGUUGCGGUUUCGGUCAAACACCCUGCAGUUAAGACGAGAAGCGCGCCAUGCUUCUGAGUGUUUGCUUCCUGGUGGUUCCCCUGCUGAUCAUAACCGGCUGCGGCUCGUCGUACGUGCCGUGCCAGCCGUGCGAUCAGAAAGCCCUGUCCAUGUGUCCGCCGGUGCCGGUGGGCUGUCAGCUGGUGAAGGAGCCCGGCUGCGGCUGCUGCCUGACGUGCGCGCUCGAAGAGGGCCAGCCGUGCGGCGUGUACACCGGGCCGUGCACGCGCGGGCUCCGCUGCCUGCCCAAGAACGGCGAGGAGAAGCCGCUGCACGCGCUCCUGCACGGCCGGGGGGUGUGCAGGAACGAGAAGUUGUAUAAACUGCUGCAUCCGUCAAAAGACGGAGAAUCUCACGAUGACGCCAUGCUACCCGUCCCCGAGUCGAUGCUGCCCCAAACCAAGGUGCCCUUAUAUGGAGACCACAUCAGCAGACGGAAGGCCCAGGCCAUGCAGCAUGCCAAGGACCGCAAGAAGCAGCUGUCUAAGCUGGGGCCCACCAGGAACUCGGACUUCUCACCGCUCAGCCUGGAUAAACUCGAGCCUGAGUUCGGACCCUGCAGGAGAAGACUGGAUAAUCUUAUUCAAAGCAUGAAGGACACUUCUAGGGUCUUGUCUCUCUCUCUGCACAUCCCAAACUGUGACAAGAAGGGCUUCUUCAAGCGCAAACAGUGUAAGCCGUCUCUUGGUCGGAGGAGGGGGAUCUGCUGGUGCGUCGACCGGUUUGGCGUGAAAAUCCACGGCAUCAACUACGCUGGAGGAGACCUGCAGUGCAAAGACCUCGACAGCAGCAGCAACAGCAACGAAUGAGAGAGUGAACUGGUCGUACUCGUUGAGCCCUGUUCUUCUUAAAACCUGCCAAUAAAGCCAACACACGUAAUGACUGCCAAUCAGGAAAAUAUGGCACAAAUGCUUAUAUAUAUGGUCAGGUAUGAUGGACUGCGUUGUUGUUUUUGUUUUGUUUUUAAGGGGAGCUGAAAACCUUGCUUGCAUGAAAAUCUGGACAUGUAGGUCUUAACUCUGGCUCCCCACCGACUGUGUAUUAUGUUUGAGGUUAGCUAACACCUCACCUCUUUAUAUCCAUAGAUAAUAGAGGAUUAUAUAUAUUUGUAUGAUAUUGAAAAUAUGUUGUGUACUUAUGAGUCUAUUGCUAAAUUUACUCUAAGAAAUUCUCAGACAAGACAUAUUUUAAAUGUGGCUAAAAAUCUAUAUUUUUUUCUUAGUUUGGUCAUGGUGAAGAGUCAUUGAAGAGUCAGUCAGUUCUCAUCUAAAUUAGCAAUGUUUUACUAAUUGUUAAUCGUGUGAAUGACAUCCUGACGUAAGAGGCAUUUUUUUAAUAUAUCAAAUAAGGACUUCUGUCAUUUAAUCCUGUUCUCAACCUACUGUCACUGAACACUAUCCCACUUGAAGGCUAUUUUGCCGUGCAGGAAAAAGGGGGGAAGUGUUAAGUAUAUUAUAUUGUCAUCACAUUGGAAAACCAACUCAUGAGUGGGCAGGAGACAGGCAGAAUCCGCUGACAGCCAUUAUAUAUGCCAUAGCCAUGUCAGCAUGAUAGCUAUCAUUUGUUUGUUCAGCAAAGAUCAAGAAAAUCAUUGGCCUGUUAUAACUAAUUGGGGCCAAAGACCUGCACACUUAAUGGGAUAGUUUGACAUUUUAGGAAAUAAACUUAUUCACUCUCUUGCAGAGAGUUAGAUGAGAAGAUUGAUACCACUCUCAUAAUAGUCCGUUAAAUAUAAAGCUAGAGCCUGCAGCUGGUUAGUUUUUGCUUGACACAAAGACAGGAGACAGCUAGCUUGACUCCAAAUGUAACAAAAUCCGACUACCAGCACCUCUAAAGCUCAAUAAUUAACACGUUGCGCAGUUUUUUUAAUACCCCGUUUAAUGCGUACAGAAACUUGAGGGGGUUAUGUGUCGGACUAUUUCUUGGCAGGGAGCAGUAACUUCCUGGAGUCUCCCUGCUGGUUGCGCAGAGCCAACACAUAGAAACCUGUUCUCAAAAUCCUUAACAAUCAACAUUAAAUUUGGGGAAAUCAAAUGAGAAAUCAGCAACAGUAUGCUUAUGAAUCAUGUAAAUGCUUUGUUGCCAGUUAGCUAUGAUUAUUUUUACAUCUCAAUUAAAGUAAAAAUCACAAUGUGACAAUGUUGGCAUCACUCAGCUCUAUCUAAACCUUCGUCCUCACAAUGCACUUAGCCAUAAUUGUAGCUUAUUAUUCUGCCACUAUCACAUGAGUUUUGUAUGCUUCUGCUUGUUAAACUGGGUUGUAUUUUAGGCAAUCAAGCCCUCAUAAAGUAAUAUUCUGGCUUUACCACCUGAGACAGACCCAUGGUACUUUCAUUAACAAGCAAUUAAGAUAAAACAUCACUCAUGAACAAACAUACUGUAUUGUACUUUAUAAGGUUAAAUAUUUGACACUCAAGUCUUCUUUUGAAAAUCGUUUUUCAAGUCCAGACAACUGCAUCCACUGUUUGUAAAUGUAUGUACAGUGUGUGUGUGUGUGUGUGUGUGUGUGUGUGUGUGCAUGGUCCUGUGUCUGUAUGUGUGUGUUCUGUACCGUAUGUGUCAUGCCCUUGUAGUUCUCAACUCCAAAAAGGUUUAAAUUCUCACAAGCCCAGUCUACCAAAGCUACUGUCCGACAAAUGUGGUGCUGUGCAUUUCCCUUCACACACAAAUCGGAUGCAAAGGCCUCACAUUGUUUAUGUUUCGAUGCUUAGGGUCUUCACUGCCACCACAGGCAAAUCUGUUGGCUGAUGGUGACUUGCUUUCAUGGUUAAUCAGGUCCUAUAUCCUGCAAAGAGCAAGGUUGCUGAGUUUGUAUGUAAAUUCAAGUGCCUUCUGCCCCACGCCACUUUGAAUUUUGAUUUGCAUGUGGACUCAUAGUGUCGUUGAAUGAGGGACAAUACAGGACAAAAGAGGAAAACAAGUUUAGGUGAGGAUGUGGUCUGAAAGAUUUUUUUGUUUGAUUUUGGUUUUCAGUUGGUUGCCGACAAAGAUUAUCAUGAUCUCCCAGUCAAGCGCUGCUGAACGUACAAUGACAGAGGACAACAUUUUUGUUAAAAAGUUGCUUAAGAUCCAUUUUUUGUUGUUAUAAUCUUAAUGUUCAAUUAAUGACUCUUAUAAUCUCAGACAUUCCUAAUGCCUAAUCACUAUAUUGUGAUAUUAGGAGAACGUUGACAGGGGCUCAUCAGCCAAUUCUUCCCUGUGAAACACCUCUCUCAUGCUGUUGAUUCUAGCACACAUGUAAACAAAACACGGUGACACUUUGAACAUUUCAGAAUCUCAGUUAGAAAAAUGAUUAAUGUGAACGUUAUGGUGAAAUAUUUAUCAGGCGUGUAAUUGAUGUACUCGUUUUUUGUAAUGACAAAUCACUGUUUAAAUAAAGUUCAUGUACUCACAAGAAUG